AUGGACUUCCGUGCCAGCAUGCGUGCGAUGCUGGAGAGCGCGAGGCAGUCGAUUCGCAAUCGCGCCGUCAAUCCCACUGGCAAGGCCGCACUGAAGAAGGGACGGACUCUUGAUGAUUCGUCUUCAUCCAGCCGAUGCCCGCAGCCCAAGGCGCAGCCGACGCCACCCUCCCCCUCCUUGGCCGUGGCAGAGGGGCUCCACUUUCGGAGGGACACGGCGGAUGACGCGGAUAUGGCCCCAUCGGAGGCGAGUGCGCUGAGCGCAAAAGAGAGUCGAAUGCAGUUUGUGCGGCAUUACCAUCGCCUACUGCUCGCCUUCAUCGAGGACAAGUCCAAAUAUGAGCUGGAGCUGCCGAACCUCUCCUCACUGGACCGCCUGGUCGUCCACUCCCUGGCUGAGAAAUGCAACUUGUCGCACGAAUCCGCCGGCGACCGCGCAGAUCGCGUGAUGCACCUGAAGAAGGACAUUUUGUUCUUUCAGAACCCCGAGGCGGCGCGGCAGGUUAACCUCGACGACAUCAUCGAGAAGGUAUUGUGGAAGGAGAGCAAAUUCCAGAUUCGCUACGUACGGUCGGCGAACCCGGCACAGGUGGCAGUCGGCGACAUCGGAAGCUACGCUGACGAGGACGCCCUCGAGAAAAUCGAGCGGUUUCGCCGUGCCACGGACGAGUACCGGCAUGCCACGGACAUGGGCUACUCUCAACAGGAGCUGCUGCUGGCUGAAGCCGGUAUCAAGGGUGAGGACGGUGACGCUGCGGAAAGGCAGGGCUGUGCGGUUCCUGGGAGACUCGAGGAGAUCUUGAGCCGACCAGACGACUCCUCUGCGCUGACCAUUACGGCGGGGCCAGCGUCCGCGGUGUCCUCGUCUCCGUCUCAGCAGCUGUCGCCAGCAACGUCCACGAUUGCGGUUGCAAUGGCGCGGUCAAAGGCAACGGCGGCAGCGGGUGCUGCCAAGGCAGCCGCUGCCAUGAUAAAUUUGUACGACGAGGUGUGCCGAACCUGCGGCUCACGAGUGCGACUCGAUGGACCACCGCAGGGAUGGAAGUGCAGCCACUACUGCACUCAUUGCACCCGUCACUCCAUUUGGUGUUUGGAGGAGGUGAGGGCCAGGGCGGACCCGGCGAGGCACCACAAGCGAAGGCGCGACGGGGCGUCGUCGGCCGAGGGUGGGGGCGAAACUGGCGGCCGGCGUCGUGGUGAGCAAGCUGUGGAGGAGAUCGAUCGCGAGGAGGAUGAGGGCGACGGAGCUGUCCGACAUUCCCGCACUCAAAGUCGCAGCAGCAGCGCAACCGAGGAGGACGCGAGCGAGGUCUUCACGGCAGAGGACGUGGCGGAGAUGGCGGCGACGAACGACUUCAGUGCUAAGGACACGAACUGGUUGCGCGAGUUUGCCUCACGCCAGACGGCGCAUGUGGCCGACCAGAUCGCCUUCUGCAUCGACUUCAGUGAUCUGACCGAGGCACGCCUGUUCCGUCGCUACGACGGCGUAGCAACCCCGUCGGAGGCGGCGUGCUGGUAUGUAGUUCUUCGUGAGGUGCGAGAUCUAUCUUUGACUGUGUCAGACCUCGUGCGAGAGCUCUUGAACGAGGCCUUUGUAGUCCCGUCGUCGGCUGCUGCACAGGAUGACGUCGAGAGCACCACACAGACCCCAGCAGUAGAGACCAUUCACACCGAGGAAGCGGAGGAGCGCGCGAUGGAGCACAUCGCUAUUGCGUAUCCAAACCUCUCUGUUUACGGCAUCGAAUGCGUGGCAGUGUGCCAGAUGCGUCCUGCCGUGCGAUGGGCCUCCGUGCCCCAGCUGCUCAUCAACGAGGAGGCCCUUCAGCACCUGCGGCAGCGCUACGGCGCACGGCACGUGUUCCCAACUCAGUCUCUCGAGGAGGCGGUGCAACGCGCUGGCGAGUCUAACGCCUCCCCCUUUUCCCCCUGA
Leishmania braziliensis MHOM/BR/75/M2904 is the source of this 1929-nucleotide messenger RNA. RefSeq lists its product as hypothetical. Bases 1 to 1929 code for a protein of 642 amino acids. Lineage: Eukaryota; Euglenozoa; Kinetoplastea; Trypanosomatida; Trypanosomatidae. The record is from RefSeq and is a predicted model, not a curated record. The transcript has a single exon. Gene Ontology annotation, molecular function: nucleic acid binding.